Coccidioides posadasii C735 delta SOWgp is the source of this 884-nucleotide messenger RNA. RefSeq lists its product as uncharacterized. NCBI's taxonomy places the organism in Eukaryota, Fungi, Ascomycota, Eurotiomycetes, Onygenales, Onygenaceae. The record is from RefSeq and is a predicted model, not a curated record. Gene Ontology annotation, cellular component: Golgi apparatus; endoplasmic reticulum; endoplasmic reticulum-Golgi intermediate compartment. Gene Ontology annotation, biological process: protein retention in ER lumen; intracellular protein transport; Golgi organization.
GGAGUGCAAUCAAUCGAAGCAUAUCGGCAAUGCGGUUAUUUACCCUUGUAUUAGGCCUCCUGGCCUAUAUUGUGUCGUCUGUUUCUGCAACGGCGCUGACGUACAAGCUUGAUGCCAGCGAGCAAGCUUGCUUCUAUAAAUGGGUCGACUCGCCACCGGCCAAAAUCGCAUUCUACUUUGCUGUCCAAUCUGGCGGCUCCUUCGAUAUUGACUAUUCGGUGGUUGGUCCCGGAGAGAAGGUUAUUAUGGAAGGCCAAAAGGAACGACAAGGGGACUUUGUUUUCACGGCGCAAAGUGUAGGAGAGUACAGAUUUUGUUUUAAUAACGGGAUGUCUACAUUUGCGGAGAAGAUGGUCGAUUUUGAGGUUGCGGUCGAGAACGAACAAAGAGCCCAACUCCCCUCUAAACCAGGCGCUUCCCCUGAACAAGCCUCGGCACUCGAGGACUCGAUCUUCAAACUCUCCGGGCAACUUUCAACAAUCAGUCGAAACCAGAAAUACUUCCGCACCCGUGAGAACCGAAACUUCAGCACAGUCCGGAGCACAGAGCAGCGGAUUUUCAACUUUAGCGUAAUUGAAGGUUUGAUGAUGGUUACAAUGUCUGGGUUGCAGGUGUUUAUUGUCAGGUUCUUCUUCCAGGGUGCACGGAAAGGCUAUGUGUAAUGGUUUUGUGGUGAUAUCCGGUUUUAAUGGCAAUAAUGAUCGUUUUGCGAAGCUAUCCAUGUUCUUUGGCCUUGACACUUGUGGUCUCUUCAGAUUUGUUCUUUUAGCUUUAUGGCGGCUUUUAUGUGUGAUGAUAGAACUGGGUACAGCACAUAUACUUCGUUAUUCCAGCAUCUCACCAUUGUCGGUGCUUCUCUGGGUUUUAAACCACGGCACAAAUAG